AUUUGGAAAUUGAGCCUGAUCCUACAACUUCUAUAAUUUUUAUUUUUGUUUGCAGGGGAGUGGUGGCAUGCCGGGUUUCAUUUGACGACGGCAAUAGUGGGGCCUACAAUACUGACGUUACCGUAUGCGUUUAGAGGGCUAGGAUGGGGUUUAGGGUUCUUCUGCUUAACGGUGAUGGGAAUGGUGACCUUUUACGCAUAUUAUCUCAUGUCUAAGGUGCUAGACUACUGUGAAAGGGACGGUCGUCGCCACAUCAGAUUCCGGGAAUUAGCAGCCGACGUUUUAGGGUCCGGAUGGAUGUUUUAUUUUGUCAUAGUUAUUCAAACAGCCAUCAAUACGGGAGUUGGUAUAGGAGCAAUAUUGCUUGCAGGGGAAUGCCUUCAGAUCAUGUACUCGAGUCUUUCUCCUGAUGGACCCCUGAAGCUGUACGAGUUCAUAGCAAUGGUGACAGUGGUGAUGAUAGUUCUCUCUCAGUUUCCAACGUUCCACUCCCUCAGACAUAUCAAUCUGGCUUCACUAUUUCUCAGUUUGGGCUACAGUUUCGUUGUUGUCGGUGCCUGUAUUCAUGCAGGUCUGUCAAAAAAUGCCCCUCCGAGGGACUACUCCUUAGAAUCUUCAGAGUCAGCAAGGGUCUUCAGUGCAUUCACUUCCAUCUCCAUAAUAGCUGCAAUCUUUGGGAAUGGAAUACUGCCUGAAAUACAAGCUACUUUGGCUCCACCUGCUACUGGGAAGAUGGUAAAAGGCCUUUUGAUGUGUUAUACUGUAAUUCUCGUUACUUUCUACUCAACUGCAAUGUCUGGAUAUUGGGUGUUCGGCAACAAAUCUAACUCAAACAUUCUCAAAAGCCUAAUGCCUGAUGAGGAGCCUUCCUUGGCCCCCACAUGGGUUCUUGGCAUGGGUGUUGUCUUUGUUCUGCUUCAGCUCUUUGCUAUUGGCCUCGUUUAUUCUCAAGUAGCUUAUGAGAUCAUGGAAAAGAAAUCUGCUGAUGUCCAGCAAGGAAUGUUCUCCAAAAGGAAUCUAAUUCCGAGGAUAGCUCUUCGGACUCUUUAUAUGAUAUUCUGUGGAUUUAUGGCGGCCAUGCUUCCUUUCUUUGGAGACAUCAAUGGUGUCGUAGGAGCUAUUGGUUUCAUCCCUCUAGAUUUCAUACUUCCAAUGCUCCUCUACAACAUGACCUUCAAACCUCCGAAAUCAUCCCUCACGUACUGGCUCAAUCUCUCCAUAAUGGUUGUCUUUACAGGUGCAGGACUCAUGGGUGCAUUCUCCUCAACAAGGAAAUUGGUCCUUGAUGCCAAAAAGUUCAAGCUAUUUAGCAGCAAUGUGGUAGAUUAACUUGAAAGUAAAUGAAAUCGGUGUUCGUGCUCUCCAAUGCAACAGGUAUUAGCUGCUUCAAGAUCCAGAAAGUGCACAGCUACAUACCAAUAUGAAGUGAAAUAUCAUUUACACGGUGAUGAAACAAAGUUGAGGUGAAGGCAUUCAGCUUAUAGCACCAAACAUACUAAUCAAUAGUUGGAUAACUUGAUAAAUUGUAUACUGUCACUGCAUUAAAGGCACAGUAUUUUAGGCAAAAAGGAUGAGAUAAGAUAUGCGACAGCAAAUUAGAAUUAUAAAAGUGCCGUGGAGCAUGGUGUCAUUGAAAUGCUGAUCUGACCUUUGCAUUAAUAAGCGGCAAGGACCGUUCUCCUCAAAGGUCUUGUUUUUUGUCGUUUCCUGUGAGGAUCUCAGGCCAUUAUUUUUCACAUAGAACAGCAUUAGCUUAUGUAAGGACAUACAUUGUUUCUUCAGAAAUUGGAGAAAAACAAAAUCUUAAUCGCAUGGUUGUUUUGGAAAAUCAGGUAGCAAUACCUAUGUUUCUAUAAAAUAAAUGAAAUUUAUUCCAUGAGCA
Messenger RNA from Populus euphratica (Euphrates poplar), 1882 nucleotides. Its product is annotated as Transmembrane amino acid transporter family protein. The record is from RefSeq and is a predicted model, not a curated record. The coding region runs from base 175 to 1329 and encodes 384 amino acids. Lineage: Eukaryota; Viridiplantae; Streptophyta; Magnoliopsida; Malpighiales; Salicaceae. The transcript has 6 exons.